This is a messenger RNA of Purpureocillium takamizusanense, 1134 nucleotides long. RefSeq lists its product as uncharacterized. NCBI's taxonomy places the organism in Eukaryota, Fungi, Ascomycota, Sordariomycetes, Hypocreales, Ophiocordycipitaceae. The record is from RefSeq and is a predicted model, not a curated record. The coding region runs from base 252 to 947 and encodes 231 amino acids. Gene Ontology annotation, cellular component: mitotic spindle; DASH complex. The transcript has 2 exons. Gene Ontology annotation, biological process: mitotic cell cycle.
CCGUCAACAGCGGUGGAAGUUUGGAACCGCCCCUAGAAUAUCGACCCUAACAAGCGGAUCAGGGACGGUGCUACGCAACCAAGAGUGACUGGGGCCAAUCAAUUGUGCAUUUGGUUUCUUGUUCUUAACACUACCCCAACAACGGCUGCAAACGUCAUCCAGUCUGCUCGUCGUUACUUCUGCCACAUCGUCAUCGUCUCACCUCAACGUCUAUCCAACAACUUCACCUUCCGUCCCGCGCCGCAGAAACCAUGGCCGACGACACAGAAUAUACCGAGUCCGACAUUUGGGCGUCGCCAGACCAUGCCGCCCCCGAGCCGCGCCCAAAGACGCCUAGGACUCCCAAGACUCCCAAGACUCCCAAGACCCCGACGGCCCAAGACAGGCAGGUCGACCGCGAAGCCGCCCUGCAAAAGGAACUAGAGGGUGUACGCAAGAUCAACGAGUCCAUCGAGGGCAUCCUGGCUACCCUCGGCCGCACGGACGGGAACAUGGAGGUCGUCUCAAAUACCGUCUCCAACGCCUCGACCCUUCUUAACACCUGGACGCGCAUCCUCUCGCAGACCGAGCACAACCAACGCCUUGUCCUCCAUCCCGGCUGGAAAGGCGCGACGGAAGACCUCGCCGAGCAGGAGGCGGAGGCGCUCGAGAGGCAGCGGGCUGCCGAGCGCAGGGCCGCCGAGGAGGAGCAAAGGCGCGAAGAUCUCCGCCGACGCCGGGAGGAGGAAGAGGAAAGGCGCAGGCUCGGCGCCCCGACGCCGUCUCGUGGCACACGCGGCGCGUCGCGCACCCGGAUGACGAGCCGCGGGCGAGUCAGUUCGCGAGGCGGCACUGCGUCCCACUUGUCGGAUAAUAACAGAUUUGGGACGGCAUCGAGUACUCGCGGCACCUCGGGCACAGGCAGAGGACUCGGCACAACCAGGGGGCGCUCUAGAGCCGCGAGAUGACGGCCUGACGGCCAGUCGCCUCUCGUUUCGCCGUUUUGUCCGCAAAGAUACCCAAUCAUAACAGGAGCCUUUAUUUUGCCUUGAAAAAGUGGCUCAGCUUCUUCAUCCCGCUCGUAUUGACCUUUUUGAGAUCCCUGACGCCGCGACUUUCGUUGGCCUUGCGCUUCUUCUCCUCCUCCAGCUUCCG